CCUCUUGAAUCCAGCUCGGCGGCGCUCUACCGCACUUCGAGCGCCUGCUCUUCCCUAGCCAAUCGGAUUAAAGGUCGUCUUUGAUCCCGCCUCUUUUGGCCGCAUCAGCCAAUCAGACCACACUAUGAAGAGUCAGCGCGGAAAAGGCAAAGCCAGCCGGCCCAAUGGAAGCGUCCCAGGAAUGUAGGCUCCGCCUCUCGGUGGACCGGCCUCCUCCGCACGGGAAGGAGCGGCAGCGCUUCAAGAUGCGCUGCCUGAGCACGCCCAUGCUGCUGCGGGCCCUGGCCCAGGCCCAGGCUGCACAUGCAGGACAUCCCAGCGCCCGGACCCUCCACAGCAGCGCGGUCGCAGCCACCUACAAGUUUGUGAACAUGCGUGAGCCCUCGAUGGACAUGAAGUCGGUGACUGACCGGGCAGCCCAGACCCUGCUGUGGACCGAGCUUGUCCGAGGCCUGGGCAUGACCCUGAGCUACUUGUUCCGGGAGCCGGCCACCAUCAACUACCCAUUUGAGAAGGGCCCGCUGAGCCCGCGCUUCCGCGGGGAGCACGCGCUGCGCCGGUACCCAUCCGGGGAGGAGCGUUGCAUCGCCUGCAAGCUUUGCGAGGCCGUCUGCCCUGCCCAGGCCAUCACCAUCGAGGCCGAGCCGAGGGCCGACGGCAGCCGCCGGACCACGCGCUAUGACAUCGACAUGACCAAGUGCAUCUACUGCGGCUUCUGCCAGGAGGCCUGCCCCGUGGACGCCAUCGUCGAGGGCCCCAACUUCGAGUUCUCCACGGAGACGCACGAAGAGCUGCUGUACAACAAGGAGAAGCUUCUUAACAACGGGGACAAGUGGGAGGCCGAGAUCGCCGCCAACAUCCAGGCCGAUUACCUCUACCGGUGACUUGCCCGCCCGGCGGGCCCGCAGCCCCUCGUGCCCAAUAAAAAAGCUCUGACCUGGGA
Messenger RNA from Sus scrofa (pig), 943 nucleotides. It is a transcript of the gene NDUFS8, whose product is annotated as NADH:ubiquinone oxidoreductase core subunit S8. The record is from RefSeq and is a predicted model, not a curated record. Gene Ontology annotation, cellular component: respiratory chain complex I; membrane. NCBI's taxonomy places the organism in Eukaryota, Metazoa, Chordata, Mammalia, Artiodactyla, Suidae. Gene Ontology annotation, biological process: mitochondrial respiratory chain complex I assembly; mitochondrial electron transport, NADH to ubiquinone. Gene Ontology annotation, molecular function: 4 iron, 4 sulfur cluster binding; NADH dehydrogenase activity.